AAUGCCUGGACCCAACUCUCACACCACUGCCCUUCCUUUGCCUGCAGGGGAGCCGAUGGGGAGGGAGAACAACACCUCAGUGACCGAAUUCAUCCUCCUCGGUUUCUCCAGCAACCCAGCGGAGGAGCUCGUCCUCUUUGGGGUCUUCACAGCCAUCUACCUGGUGGCCCUGCUGGGCAAUGUGCUCAUCUUACUGCUGGUCAGCCUGGACUCCCGGCUCCACACGCCCAUGUACUUCUUCCUGGGAAACCUCUCCGUGGUGGACAUCGGCUACACCAGCUCCACUGUGCCCAAGAUGCUGACCAAUUACCUGUCGCGGGACAAGUCCAUCUCAUGGGCCGGUUGCCUCUCCCAGAUGUUCUUCUUCAUCUCCUUUGGGGGGAUCGAAUGCCUGAUACUGGGGGUCAUGGCCUAUGACCGCUACGUGGCCAUCUGUCACCCGCUACACUACGGCAUGUUCAUGAGCCGGCGGGUGUGUGCCCUGCUGGCUGCAGCCGCCUGGGCCAUGGGCUUGACCAACUCGGCUGUGCACUCAUCCCUGAUGUCCAUCCUGUCCUUCUGCCGGGGCAACAUCCUCCGCCACUUCUUCUGCGACAUCCCCCCACUCUUCCAGCUCUCCUGUUCUGACACCCGGACCAACCAGGCUGUCACCAUUGUUGUGGGAGGUGCUAUCGUCUUCAGCUCCUUGCUGGGGACCCUGGUGUCCUAUGUGUACAUCGCACUGGCCGUCCUCAGGAUCCGCACGAGGGAAGGGCGCCUCAAGGCCUUCUCCACCUGCGCCUCCCACCUGACCGUGGUCAGCCUCUACUUUGGCACCAUCCUCUUCACCUACCUCCGUCCCAACUCCACCUACUCGCAGGAGCAGGACCGGGCACUGCCUGUGCUCUAUGGCAUCAUCAUCCCCAUGCUCAACCCCAUCAUCUACAGCCUGAGGAACAAAGAUGUGAAAGGGGCGCUCCAAAAAGCCCUGGCUAGGAGCUAGGCAGGUAUUGUCUUCUAAUGGACAGUGCACAGAUUUGGGAGUCUGGACUCCUGGGUUCCAUCCCCAGCUGUGGGAGAGGAGUGGCAUCGAGUGGGUAGCAUUUGCAAUGGGUACUGGGAAUCAGGAAUUCUGGGUUCCAUGCCCAGUUGAGGGAUGGACUCUGGGUGUGCGUACACUAGGGAUUGUGAUUGUAUCUGGCAAAGUUGAAAGUUUUUUCUUUUGUCUGAACAUUUUUCAGUUUUCGGCAGUAUUAGGUGUAACACUUUUGGAUUUGGGAGAAAAUAGUUUGGUUUAUCUUUUCUGAAAACCUCCAAAAAUAAAAAUAAGUCGAUUUUCAAUGUUUUGACAAAAAGUCAACAGUUUCUGAGGAGUUUUUUUCCCAUUGGGAGGAGGAACGGAUAACUCACAUUAAUGACAUACACUCCUUCUUGUUCCUGUGUCAGCUGCUGUAAUUUAUACGUGGGGAAACCUCAAUCCAAGAUAUUCGCAAAGGAGUUUAUGGAUGUCAUCUCAUGUUGUACAACUACUUUGCUAACCUCAGACCUGGUUGAAAAUGCCAUUUGUUUCCAAAGAAAAUAAAGAAAAUAGAAUGAA
Messenger RNA from Trachemys scripta elegans, 1576 nucleotides. Its product is annotated as olfactory receptor 1019-like. Gene Ontology annotation, cellular component: membrane. Gene Ontology annotation, molecular function: G protein-coupled receptor activity; olfactory receptor activity. The transcript has a single exon. The record is from RefSeq and is a predicted model, not a curated record. The coding region runs from base 2 to 982 and encodes 326 amino acids. Gene Ontology annotation, biological process: G protein-coupled receptor signaling pathway. NCBI's taxonomy places the organism in Eukaryota, Metazoa, Chordata, Testudines, Emydidae.